AUGUUAAUUAGUAGAGAUAUUAAUUGAUAAUUAUGAUAAACUAAUUACUAAUUAUGUCGGAUUUCUCGGAUUUGUUAAGCGGAUUGUCGUCACACUCAUCUGAUUCCCUUCCACGACCACGAAGCAGAUAUGGAAGCGUCAAACUACGGAACCGUGGUGGUUCAGAGAGCAGACGUACAAUUCCCUCUCAAUUCCUUGAAUCAGUUCCAUCUCAAGCAUCUCUUACUGAAAGCACAAGUCUUGUUUCUCCAUCACUGAAUAUAUGGACCGAUGUGGUUGAACCUCUUGAAAUCGAGCAUGAAAUUGAGUCUCAAGUUGAUGCCGUGUCACAAGAAUCUGAUGUGAUCAGGAAUCUUGCUGAUUUUCCCAGUGAUGACAUAAAGGUUGUGAGACAAGAGCGUGAAUACCGAACUUUACGACCUCCUUUGCCAAAAGAGGAAACUGAACUUCCCGCUCAUGUUAGUUGUUGUAUAAAGUCAUUCACUCAAGACUUCAGCAUCAUUGAGAAUAAAUAUGAAGAGUUUGGAACUGGGAAAUUGCUCUCUGCAUCCAGAGAGAGAUCCCCGGAAUGGAUCAAUCAACUUCCAAAGCAAAUCUAUGAAGGAGAUGAAGAAGAAGAAGAAGAGGUUGUUGCUCCAACCCAGGAUCCUGAUAUAAAUGGAGAACCUGUAUCAGAGGAGGGGAAUUCCCGUGGUAGCUGGGCAUCUAGUGUUGUUAAUCUGAAAAACUCUCAAUCAGAUGAAUUACUAAACAAUCUAUUUGAUUCAGUACCACAGGAAGAAGUGGACGCAGAAAAUGCAAAACUUCGAGUAAAAGACCGACACCCAAGUCUGUUCUCUUUGUACCAGCCAGUGGUAAAUCCAUCGUCGCAAAACUAUGAUGACCAUGAUUUUCCCAUAGAAACAAUAUUACCGGCACCGGAACCAUAUGAACAUUUUGGAUAUCGGCUACUUGUUAAGUGUCUUAGCCUCGAAUUAGAAAUUGACGUUGAACCAAUAUUUGCUUCAAUUGCACUUUAUGAUACAAAGCAUAAGAAGAAAAUUUCUGAAAAUUUUUAUUUCGAUUUAAAUUCUGAAUCAACAAGAAAAAUGAUGAAAUCAGAGAACACUCUUCCUGCUGUAUCAACCUUAGCGAGAUCAGCCAUAUUCUCCCUCACUUAUCCGUCACAAGAUGUUUUCAUCGUUAUUAAACUGGAAAAAAUUUUGCAACAAGGUGAUAUAACUGAAUGUGCAGAGCCUUAUAUGAAAGAUGCUACUGACAAAUGUCGGGACAAGGCAAAGAACAAUGCAAAGUGGUUUUGUGAACGACUUGGUAAAUAUCGGAUGCCAUUUGCAUGGACAGCGAUACAUUUGAUGAACAUUGUCAACAGCGCAACCAACCUACGACCAACUGAUGAUCAACAAACACCAGAGGAGCCAAAGUAAACGUUAGAAAAUCGCUACAAGCAGUCACUUACGAGGCAAUGUAGUUUGUCUGAUAUGGAACUAAACAUGUUGACGUCAUUCAAACCAGUCACUCUUACUGUGUCGAGUUUUUUUAAACAGGAGGGUGAACGUUUAAAAGACGAUGAUUUGUUUAAAUUUCUCCUCGAUUUAAAACGACCAAGCAACAUAUUGAAGAGAUUGAAAUGCAUUCCUGGUCGAAUGAAAAUUGAUGUUUCCCCGUGCCCUCCCAACUUUCCAUGCGCUAUUACACCAGAUCUACACAGGGUAAAACCUUACCCCGACCAACGAGUGCGACCCACUAGAGAAAUCCAGGAAUUCCCAGCGUUGGACGUCAACAUUCCGCACAACACUUAUAGAAAUCUUCUAUUUAUUCUUCCCCAAUCAAUCAACUUCACCAACAGGCCUGGCCAUUCACGAAACCUCGCCGUAAAAGUUCAGAUUUUAGAAUCGGAAGAACAAUGUAACGCACUUUCACUUAUAUAUGGCAAAUCUAACUGCCCAGAGUUCUCAUCUGAAGCUUAUACAGCCAUCACAUACCAUAAUAAAAACCCAGAUUUUUACGAAGAGAUAAAGAUUCAGCUUCCCACCUACCUAACUUCUCGUCAUCAUCUCUUCUUCUCUUUCUUCCACAUCAGUUGUCAACGGAAACAAGAUCUUAACCCGAUAGAAUCACACGUUGGAUAUAGUUGGUUGCCAUUACUUAACAAUGGAAGAUUACGAGUUGGUGAUUUCAACCUUCCGGUAUCAGUUGAUAAACUUCCUCCUCAUUAUUCGAUGACAUCACCUGAAUCACAACUUCCGGGAGUAAAAUGGGUGGAUGGCCAUAAACCUGUAUUCAGUGUUUCCAUUCAAGCGGUAUCAACAGUACACAUGCUUGAUCAACAUCUGGAAAGUUUCUUCUGGCUUUGUGACCUCUUGGAAAGUUCAAACUUAAACUCGCAUAACUUGAAGUUGAUGGACGGGUCGCGCAUCGAUGACCUCGAGCAAGAAUUACAACGAUCUGUUAUUUCUAUGGCAACAGAAUCCCAACUUCAUUCCCUCGUUCGAUUUCUUUACAUUAUCCUCGAUAAAUUGAUCUCUAUGUUAGUGCACCCCCCAGUGGUCAGCGGUCAAACUGUGAACAUGGGGCAAACCUGUUUCGAAUCAAUCUCUCGCAUCCUCUUCCGUCUUCAUCAAUCUCGGGAGUUUAAAGUCGACUCCCAUCAACGCAACAUCCUCCUCGCCACAUACGCUCGUCACAUCUUCUUCAUCCCGACUCCAGGACCAAGUGAAGUUGAUCCUUCUUCCGUCCACAAGGGGCACUACGCUACAAUGACGAGUCGUCAAGACAAACGAGUUCGUCCCAGUGUAAAGAAGGCAACAUUCAGUAUAAGUAGUAGCAACCCUGAUCUAAGCGUUCCAACCUCUCCUGAUGAACCAACGUUUGAUCCAAUUGCAUCAGAUAGUUUUGUUCGACAUUCAAACACACGUUCAUCAUUAAUGGAGACACAGCGCCCUACAGUGGAAGGUGUUGGUGUUCGAUCAGUUUCGCACAAAUUAUUCCAUGAGGAACUUAUUCUUCUAUUUGUUGUGUCUACUGGAAAUGUGAAGGAGAGGGCGCUACAGAAUGCUUGGUUUUUGUUGGAAUUAACCUCGAAAAGCAUGACUCAGCAUCUUGAACAACAAGAAUUAUUCAGCACUCCUCGUGCUCAAAGAUUCCCGAGUCGAUAUUUGGAUGACCUCACACGACUCGUCAAAAUGUUCUGCCAUGAAAUAAAUGGACGAUUUAAUCGGGAUUAUGACUUUGCUGAGCGAUUGAAUUGCAAUCUUGCUUUCUUCAUCAAAGAUCUUCUAUCAAUAAUGGAUCGUGGGUUUGUAUUUCAACUCAUUCACUCUCAUUGUCAAAUGUUGAACGAGAAAAUGCGAGCACUUCUCAACACUCCACCUGGAUCCAUUCUUCAACUACGUCUUACUUUCCUACGAAUUAUUUGCGGCCACGAACAUUAUGUUACGCUCAACCUCCCAUUUGCGCUCCCACCCACCCCAUCGUCACCUUCCCCAAGUAUUGGCUCAACUAUGUCAACAUACACCCUUGCAACAAAAGCAAGCACCCGUUAUGAGCUGACUGAUCGCUUCACACGACAACAUUACCUUGCUGGGUUGCUUUUAUCAGACAUUAAACUUUCCAUUGAUCUCCUGGAGAACGGAACUCCUGGGUUAAAUAAGGUUCAACUUUACGCAACAACGACUUUGCGUAAUUUAUUGAUGAGUCAUGAUGAAGAUACAAGGAUUAAUGCAAGUCCGAAGCUGAAGCACUCGAUCGCAGCUCUCUAUCUUCCUCUGCUGUCAAUAGCCAUCCAAGCGUUACCAUUCGCUCAUAUGUUCGAUGAUCGACCGGUAUCGGAUGAGGGGAAUCCCGGGAAUACUGUGGUGAAUCCCCUGACUAGAUCCAACACAGGAAUCAACUUAACCAAGCAAAUGUCACCGGAAUCGACUCAAAAUAUUCUCCUAUGUUUCCUGUGGUUGGUGAAGAACACAGGGCGACAAACAUUGCGAUCAUGGUGGAUUGCGUUGCCUCCUUCACAACUCGUGUCUGUCCUUGAUCUUCUGUUCAUCUCAAUCUCAUGUUUCGAGUAUAAAGAGAAGGCGAUCGUUCGUAACGAGUUUCAACGAACCUCCAUCAAUCGAGGAACGAAGAAGAAAGAUUCAAAAAGUCGUCUUCAGGAAGCAAUCCUGGGAGAAUCUUCCGCGAGAAGAGAGAUGCUCAUGAGGAGGAGAGGAGGACCUAACUCUGAGAAAAGCGCAACGAUCGGAGCCACCAAGGAAGGGUUGAGGUGGAGAAAGGAUAAAACGGAAUGGAAACAAGUUAAACAUGGGGAGAAGCUGAAACAAUCGGCUGAAGAAACUAUUCUUGCAAAGAAUUUCUCUGCAGAAACAACAAUGAUAACAUUGGACACCCUUGAGUUGAUAAUUGACAUCGCAACUGAAUAUAACGACGGUGGUAACAACACCUCACAAAUGUUAUCAUCUGCUUUGCGUGUUCUGCUUCAUUGCUUCUCAAAGCAUCAGAGCGUGACUGUUCUGAAACAUACGUUUGCAAUUCAACGUUCUAUUGUUGCCAAGUUUCCGGAGUUAUUGUUUGAGGAGGAGACGGAACAAUGUGCUGACCUCACGUUGAGGUUGUUGGAGAAAUGCAGCAGCAACAUAACUACAGUUCGUAUGCAAGCGGCUGCUUCGUUGUACCUUCUUAUGCGGCACAACUUUUCAAUGGGAAAUACCUUUGCUCGUGUAAAAAUGCAAGUCACAAUGUCGAUGUCAUCAUUAGUUGGCGUUUCUCAUGAUUUUGACGAAGACUAUUUACGACGUUCGUUAAAAACCAUCCUCACGUAUGCUAAGAUAGACACAGAGCUUGAAGCAACUUCAUUUCCUGAACAGGUCCGGGAUCUUGUUUUCAACCUCCACAUGAUCCUCUCGGACACUGUGAAGAUGAAGGAGCAUCAGGAAGACCCAGAGAUGUUGAUUGACCUGAUGUACAGGAUUGCUAAGGGAUAUCAGAACUCACCAGAUCUUCGAUUAACAUGGUUGCAAAACAUGGCACGACAACAUUCAGAGCGUAAAAAUCAAGCGGAGGCGGGAAUGUGUUUGCUUCAUAGCGCCGCUCUAGUGGCUGAGUAUUUAUCUAUGAUGGAUCAUAAACAUCAUCUUCCAAUUGGAUGCGUUGCUUUCGAGAAUAUCAGUGUUAACUUACUUGAGGAGAGCGCGGUAUCAGAUGAUGUCGUUUCUCCUCACGCUGAUGAAGUUUGCUCCGAGAAAUUCUUCUCUCCUCCAGGAUUAAUAGCGAUGCUGGAACAAGCUGUACAGACUUUCUCACUGGCGGGCUUGCAUGAGGUGGUUGACAUGAUUUAUAACAUCUUGAUUCCAAUAUACAACCAUGAGAAAGAUUACAAAAAACUUUCCAACAUUCACGAAAAACUUCGAGAUUGUUUUACGAAGAUCAACAGUCAGACUGGCUUCGGUGGUUGGGAGAUUGGAAAGCGAAUGUUUGGGACUUACUUCAGAGUUGGAUUCUAUGGAAGAAAGUUUGGAGAUUUAAAUAAAGGGGAAUUUAUUUAUAAAGAGCCUGCUAUUACAAAACUACCAGAGAUUUCAUAUCGUCUUGAGACGUUCUACUCUCAAUGUUUUGGAGCUGAAAAUGUUGAAAUGAUGAAAGAUUCAAGUUCCGUUGAUCCUGAUCAACUCGAUCCAGAUAAAGCUUAUAUUCAAAUAACUUACGUUGAACCAUUCUUCCAUGAAUAUGAAGAUGGGAACAAAACAACGUACUUUGAACGGAAUUUCAAUGUUGAUAAGUUCAUGUACGCCACUCCAUUUACAUUGGAUGGGAAAGCCCAUGGAGAGAUGGCUGAACAAUACAAGAGGAAAACUUUCCUACAAGUUGCUCAUACUUUCCCUUACCUUAAAACAAGGAUCAAUGUUAUUAACAAGUGGGAAACUGUGUUGACGCCACUUGAAUCUGCGUGUGAGGAUGUCAAACGUAAAACAAACGAUCUUUUACGAACCGCAAAACUUGAACCACCGGAUGUUCGAAUGUUGCAAGUUAAUCUACAAGGAGCUGUGCUUACUUCUGUUAACCAGGGACCAAUGCAUGUAGCAAAUGUCUUUCUAACCGAUAUUCCAGAAGAUUCGAAACUUUGGAUUCCUUACAAUGAUCUGCGUUUGUCAUUCCGACAAUUUAUUCAUGCAUGUUCUCUUGCAUUGAAAAAGAACAAAUCUUUGAUAAGCAAUGAUCAGAAGGAAUACCAGCGUGAAAUGGAACGAAAUUAUAAUCGAAUGAAUGAGAAUUUAAAACCAAUGGUCAAUAAUCAGGCAAUUGUUCAGCUUAUGUUAACUGCUUCAAAUGAACAACUUGGCCUUUGUUGAUCAACAUUACAGUUAAAGAGUGAUAGAAGAAUUUUUUCAUAUUUUUCAAAAUGAACUUUAGGUUUACCUUGAAAAUCAUUCCUACGACUGCAUUAUUACAUCAUCAAUCUGAUAUUGUUCCAAAUAAUAUAUCAUUCCGAAUUAUAAAGAAAUCGUGUAAUUGCUGCUGAUAUGUUGUUUAUAUUCAAGAAUCAUUAUUUUAAGCUUUGCUGUCAAUAAAUAUUGUGAAAAAAAA
Molecule: messenger RNA, 6576 nt
Organism: Ciona intestinalis (vase tunicate)
Lineage: Eukaryota; Metazoa; Chordata; Ascidiacea; Phlebobranchia; Cionidae
Source: RefSeq, a predicted model, not a curated record